GUGCUUACACUCGAGAUUGAAAUUUUUGAGUCGGUAAAUCAGAGCUUAUGGGGAAGGAAGUACAGAAAUCAGAAGUAGAGCCAAAACUGGUCGCCGAUGGUAAAGAGGAAUCAAAGGAGCCAUCUCUACCUCCGCCGAUUGUUUUGAGAGUGUUCAUGCAUUGCGAAGGAUGUGCUAGCAAACUCCGGCGAUGUCUCAAAGGAUUCGACGGCGUUGAGGAUGUUAAGACGGAUUGUAAGACGCAAACGGUAGUAGUGAAGGGAGAAAAAGCAGAUCCUUUGAAGGUUCUAGAACGGAUUCAGAAGAAGAUUCACCGGCAAGUUGAGCUUCUCUCUCCGGUACCGAAACCUCCGGCUGAUCAGCCUAAAAAAGUCGAGGAUAAAGAGGCGUCGAAACCUGAAGAGAAGAAAGAGGAGGCUCCUCCACAGGUGAUUACGGUGGUUUUAAAAGUUCAUAUGCAUUGUGAAGCUUGUGCACAAGAAAUCAGAAAACGCAUAAUGAAGAUGAAAGGGGUGGAAAGUGCAGAAGCCGAUUUAAAAAGUUCAGAGGUGGCGGUGAAAGGCACAUUUGAGCCGCAGCAACUGGUGGAAUACGUUACCAAGAAAAUAGGCAAACAGACUGUGAUUGUGAAACAAGAUCCAAAGCCCAAGAUACCUGAAGACGACAAAGGUAAAGAUGCAAAAGUCAAGAAAAAGGAAAGCGGUGCCAAUAAGAAGAAGGAAGAGAAGAAACCGGAAGAAGCCGGUGGCGGCGGCGAAGUAGCGGCGCAACCAAAGGAGGCGGCGAGCGGUGGAGAAGAGACGAAAUUCGUAGAUUUGAGAAAGAUUGAAUUCAAUUGUCACCAAACAAACCUUCCGAGAUACGUUGUGGAAUCGGUGUAUGGUUAUCCGGCAGCUCCACAGUUGUUCAGUGAUGAGAAUCCUAAUGCGUGUUCUGUUAUGUGAAAAGCCCGCUUGAUUUCGUAUGCUAUUAUUUUGACCCUUCAUUUCUAAUUCUUAUUGUAUCUCUCGUACCAAUCAAAUAAAAUUAUAAUAU
Molecule: messenger RNA, 1035 nt
Organism: Lactuca virosa
Lineage: Eukaryota; Viridiplantae; Streptophyta; Magnoliopsida; Asterales; Asteraceae
Source: the annotation of a GenBank genome assembly